Messenger RNA from Linum tenue, 1969 nucleotides. The record is from the annotation of a GenBank genome assembly. Lineage: Eukaryota; Viridiplantae; Streptophyta; Magnoliopsida; Malpighiales; Linaceae.
UAUCAAAGUUCUCCUCAUAAUCAUUUCUUCUUGAGUCAUAGAGUUCAAAUUAGAUGUUGAUUAUUUUUCCAAUUGAUGAAUUUGAUUGUUUUUAGUCUGAACAAGUUUUUUAAAGUGGAAAUAACUGGCAAGUUUGUAUUUCAAAUUCUCAAUGGCUAUUAAUUUAAUAAUCUGCCAUUCUUCUGUAGCCAAAUAGUUUGCUGAUCGCUAUGGCCUAUGGAUAUGUGGACGACCUACACAUUGUUGUCCUCCUUUCUGAAUACUCAGAAUCUCUGCAUUUGCAUUCUUUUUUAAUAUGUGAUGGAUUUUAUGUAUGUAGCUGGUGGUUAGUGAUGGUGUGACUGAAGGUGGGAAUCACGGAGGUUCUUCAUAUGAGGAAAAUGACUCCUUAGUGCUUUUCCAUUGGUCUUCAAAAUGAAAUCACCGACCAGGCAUCAGUCAGUUCCAUACACCAGAUAAUUUUACAGAAUCACUGAAUCAAUCCUCAGACUCCUUUCCUCCUUUGAAAGCCUUUUCUUUGUUAGUUUAAAAUUGCUAGCUUAAUUGUGCAUGUGCUAAUUUUGAGUCCCCCUUUCAAGAUCAAGUGACUUGAGUUUUUUAAUCAUGUCUGAAGUAUUUUGGUGUCCCUUUUUUACUCUUGUUUGUUGCCUUUGUUUACUGCUUUUGUUAUCUCUCUUCUGUACCAAUGGUUAAGUCUGUUGUUCAAUGUAUUCCCUCAUAUACAGGGUAAUCAAACUAUUCAUUCUGCGCAGAAUUGAAAACCUUUCCAAUCGUACGAUCUCACAAAUCACAGGAAAAAUGUUAUUAACUAUUAAUUACAGCUUUGUGCUCUCCCUUCUGUACCAAUUUUGAGGUUUACUUUAAGUCUGUUGCUCUAAGUGUUACUUCAGAUGCAAGGUAAUGAAACUAUAGAUCCUUGGCGGAAUCUAAACCUUAAUCGUAUACUUCAACCCUAGAGAUGACUAGAGUUGUGCCUGUGUGCACAGGUUGAUCUUACUCCAACACUUGGCUCUUCAAUUUAGUCUACCAAUUCCCAAAAACAAUGUUGGAAUCCUGAUUGCUGAAACAUUUGAUUCUCUUCCAGGUUAGUUCUUUGAGUGUGCAUAUUAAAUAUCAGAGAUAGAAAAUGCGUAGGUUGUUUCCAAGACGCUAGUGGAUAUCUGUAUCAAAGUUCUAUGACAGAAAAUGCUACCUAUCAUUCAUUUGUUGGCUUCUUGACUUUGACACAUUAACUGACACUAGCUGUUCAAAAUUAACUUAUUCCAUUGAUGUUUAUCUAAUUUGACAUAUAUCGUUUCUGUUUCAUGGAACAGAAGACAAAAGGCUGAGAGCUCUGCAGUUGAAUUCGUGGCAACUGCUGAGAUUGUUCCGACACAAUUACCAGCAUUCUCAUGUGGAGGCUCACAAGACAUUGGCUUGUCUGACAUGUUAGGUCAACAAAUGGAGAAUGCAGUGGUAGUAUUGAGAGGACUCUUUGUUGCUUGUACGCAAAAGCUAAAAGUCUUAGUAAUUCCAGGGAAUCCAUGAGUGGCUCCAGGUCCAAGGGCAAGAAUGAUUACAAGGUCGUUGCUGCUGCAUAUAGUGAUUUCUUGAAUACUGCAAGUGAGUGGUUAUCAGGCAGAGUAACCCAUAAACCCGUUAGCCUGCUUACUUCUGGGAUUCUGGCGAUGGCUUUAUCAUGUCUAAUCUUCUUAGCCAUCCUAAUUUGCAUGCAAAGAGAAGUCUCGCCUUCCAUCAAGCAUAUGCACAAGUGGUGUUUACAAGAGAUCUUUGUCCUUAGUGUUGUGUUCAUCCUUAUGACGAUGAGUAUGGGUUCAAGUUCCUUGGUAGAGGAAGAACAAUAUAUUUGGCAUUUUGUUACAAUGACAUCAUGCCUGUUACUACUCCGAAAAUUAGUGGGAUCUCUUCAUGUGGUAAGUGUUUAAUGUUCGCUUACAUUGCAAAAGCACAGCUAAAGAAGGUUUCAAGU